AAAGUUACGUUUCAUAACUGCAUAGUUUUACUGAUAAUUUGUUGUUUUGUUGUUGGUCUUCAUGUUUCUUCUUUCAUCCGUUUCUUUACGCGUUUCAACAUCCAGGCCUGUGACUUCUUUUAAUCCUUCUCUCUCACUUCUCAGCUCCUCCCACCCUCAGCACUCCCUCUGGGUCUCCAAGCCCCUCCCAUUGCAGCUGAUCAGGCGCCCCCCCGCAGAUGGCAGAGAGUCACCGUCACUGAGAGUUGCAGCCGGAGGGUAAAGGCUCGUCCACCUUGCCGGUCCCCCGCAGAGACAUGGUGUCUCAGUCCUCAGACCGGAUAGGACACCUGCAGCAGGAGAAAGAGAUGCUGAGGGAGGAGGUCAAAGCUCAGAAGGAUGACAUCGAGGCGUAUGAGACUCAGAACAAGUUUCUGAACUCUGAGAUCUACCAGCUGACCAAAUGGUGGAGGAAAAGCUCUGAGCAGGAAAAGGCCCUGAUGGUGAAGGCUGCUUUCCUGGAGGCCACUAGCUGUCAGGUGGAGAGCCGUUACCUGGGCGUCCUGCGGAGGCUGCAGGAGAUCAAAUCUCUGGAUCCGGCCCAGCGGGAGGCUGUGCAGAAAAUGAUCGAGGACGCUCUGAAGGGAGAGCUGAAGAGCGUCACGAAGCUUAGUGUGGACAGGUACAAGCACCUGAACAGCAGGAUGGACAAAAUAACAGAAACAAGCUGCCUCUUUCUUAUUCAAGAGUCACUUGACAUGACAAUUAAAAACUCAGAAGAAGAAACUCUAUAUAGACCUAAUUUUUUACUGUUUACUCCAAACCUGUUAAAUGUAUUAAACAUCCGCCGUGUCCUCAGGGAUCAUGAUGAGUAUGGCUUUAAGAUCAUUUAAGUGGUUAGACUACACGCCUUUGGAGCGGAGAAUUGCAAGUUCGAUUCCCGCCUGGGGUCCUAAGGCUAGACCCCCUAUGCUAAGUGAGCCUACCGCAGACAUGAGUGAGACAGAUAAAUAUGAAGGCAUGCCGGCUCGGACGUCAGGCAGAUCAACAAGGUCCACGUCAGAUGUUGAGGAACCAGGGCACCCUGACGAGAAGUGGGCUACUGGAACAAGAAGGCAUCGGUGGGCAAGAGAUGAAAAUAGGGUGUUGUUGGAAUACUAACAGAACCGAGAGAAACUCUCACCAACAAGCUUCUUCCUCUAAACUCCACAAACUGGUCCGUCCACUCUUCUCAUCUGGACUGAAACAACAAAACGCCACAUUUAUUAUCACCCCAACGAUUGUUCGGCACCAUUCUCCCUCCUUUGAAAUUUGCACUCAUUACAUAAAACCGCACAGGUACAAAGACUUGGAUUAGUGAGAUAAAAUAAAAAUAAAGUUUGUGCUCUCUGAGCAGCUGUGAUCAUCAGUGUGAUGAUCCAUCAGGGUCUGAAUACACUGCAGCAGCUUCAUGUCUGCGAUGUAGUGGUGCGGAAGCCAGCGUUAUGUUUGAUCUCUUUCAGGUAAUUCACUGCAGGAACCUUUACAAAGUGGAUUCUGGCUAAACCUUCAGGGAUCACAUCGGCAGGUGGGAUAGGUGAGAACAGGUGAGAGCAGAAGAAAGAUCUGAGAUCAGGAGCAUCUUUUAGCUGGGACCCCUUCUGGAUCAUUAUCAUAUGGCAGUGCAGGAAUUUAUUUCCACUGAGGCCUAAUAAUCAAACAAACAAACUAAAACACAUGAUAAUUCAUUUGUUUGAAAAGUAAUCAGUACGCUGCUCGGUAGAUAAGCCGUGCGCCCUAGCGCGCAAAAAGCGAGCGUUUAAUGCUCUAACAGCGCCCGCUUUUUCUGCUGCCUUUAUGGACUCUGGAAUAAUGAUCUCCAACUGUAAAAGCGUUGAGGACCUUCCGGACAUUCUUCAUUCUACCGGCACUGAUAUUUUGGACUCUAUUGCUCCGUUCAGGACUGUGCGUGCUAAGCAAUUAUCAGAGCCGUGGUUGAAUGAACAUACGCGCUCCCUUAGAUGUGACUAUAGACGCGCCGAAAGGAGAUGGAAAAAGGACAGACUGCAUGUUUCUCUACAGAUUUAAAGGACUCGUCUUUCUGCUUACCAAGAAGCUGUAAAAACUGCAAAGACACAGUUUGUCUCAAACUUAGUGUCAGUAAACAGUCACAGGCCUCAGGUACUUUUUAAUGUCCUUAAUCGUUUUCUUAGUUCAUGUGAUAAUGCUGGAGUCAUUUCUUCACCAAGUAUUUGUGAUUAUUUUUUUUAGCAAUUUUUAACAACAAGGUUCUAUCCAUUAGGGCCCUUGUCUCGUCGACUGCUGCUUCAGAUCCGAGUCUUUCUCCUGUGUGCUCAGCUGUCUUAGAGCAGUUUGAUCCUGUCUCCCUUAAUGACUUGAUCUUCAUCACCUAAGAUCAUCACACUGCCCCUCUGAUUGUCUCCCCCUCUAUCAAAAACACUUCUAAUACUAUUGGGCCUUUUAUCCUGAGAUUAAUUAAUACGUCCCUUGCUACAGGAUGUGUCCCAUCAUGCUUUAAACAAGCUGUAGUUCAGCCUCUUCUUAAAACCACAACCUGGACCCAACUGUUCUGUACAAUUACAGGCCAAUCUCAAAGCUUCCUUUUCUGUCCAAAGUUCUGGAGAAAGUGGUCUACUUACAGUUGCUGGCCCACCUUGAUUUUAACAAGAUCUCUGAAAACUUUCAGUCUAGUUUUAAAUCACUAGAUAGCAAUGAGACGGCACUUUUGAGGAUUUUUAAUGAUGUUCUUUUAACUCUAGACUCUGGCAGCCCUGCUGCCCUUUUAUUGUUGGACCUGUCAGCAGCUUUUGACACGGUCAACCACGACAUCCUGUUAUCACGGCUAGAAUUUCAUGCUGGCCUAAAGGGAUCUGCCCUACAGUGGUUUCGGUCCUACUUGUCAGGAAGGUCUUUUUACGUCAAUAUGGGCCCCCAUAACUCCAAAAUAGCCCCUCUUAAAUACGGUGUAGCUCAAGGCUCUAUUUUGGGUCCUGCCUUGUUCGCACUCUAUUUGUUGCCAUUGGGUUCUAACUUCUCGUGGUACAAUAUAUCAUUCCACUGCUUUGCUGAUGAUUUGCAGAUUUAUCUGCCUUUAAAAGCAGGGUCAGACCGUCCCCAGCUGUUAUUAUGCUGCCUUGAUGACAUCAAACAGUGGAUGUUGUUAAAUUUUCUAAAGCUAAAUGAAAACAAAACUGAUGUUGUCAUUUUCGGCAACUUUGUCAAUAAUCACAUCGAUAGCACUCUGGGCCCCCUUUCCUCCUAUUGUAAAACACAUGUAAAAAACCCUCGGUGUCUACCUUGAUGGUUCUUUUAAAUUGAAUAAGCAGGUCAGUGCAGUAGUCCAGUCCUGCUUCUUUCAGUUAAGACAGCUAGCCAAGGUAAAGCCAUACCUCCUGACUAACAUCUCUGAACGUGUUAUUCACCUAUUCCUUACUUGCAGAUUGGACUACUGCAAUUCAUUGUAGUUUGGUCUUGACCAGGCCUCCAUUCAUCAUCUUCAGAUGGUCCAAUAUGUAGCAUUUUAAAAUUUUUGUAUUGUAUUGUAUUUUUAAAUAUUAACACAAUUUAAUUGAGACAGUGUUUUGUAUUAUUUCACUUUCAAUGUGAAAAAUGUUGUGAAAACCUUGAAUAAAAUAUGGUUUAGUAGACAGCAUGACCCCCUUCAGACUCAACCCUGUUCGCUCCAAUGUAAAAUAGUACAACUACUGUCAGCCUUCAUUAAGCUGCUUCAUUUAAACAUGGUAUCAAACAAGGUUAACAGUUCAUCUGCAUAUUUUAAUUCAACUCCUGGAGGAUGUUUUUAUGAAUGACUCCCUUUUCCCAAGUAAAGGUUUUAA
Messenger RNA from Oreochromis niloticus (Nile tilapia), 3815 nucleotides. Its product is annotated as TBC1 domain family member 2A-like. The record is from RefSeq and is a predicted model, not a curated record. The transcript is spliced from 3 exons. Lineage: Eukaryota; Metazoa; Chordata; Actinopteri; Cichliformes; Cichlidae. Bases 297 to 872 code for a protein of 191 amino acids.